UAUAUUUAUUCCACGAAACAAGACGUAGCAUAUUAGUCGCGAAACGUUUCUUAAUUUGAAACGUUUCUGGUGAAGAAACGUUUCGUAGCUCAUGUUUUGUUUGACAGCAACAAAACACCCGUGACGUCUGUGAAAGCAUGGCACAGCUCUCUGCUGUGUGGUAUAUUGACAAGUUUAUGCGCAUGAGCUUUGGAAGGGCCGGUGGCUUGCGAAAACUUUGGUGGGAUAGACUGUACGAAUGUCGCACCUAAACGAAGAUCGAAGGAUGACAAGCUAGAUGAAAAGUAACAGUGGAACGUCAGCCAGUGCUGCUGACAUCAGCUCCAUCAGCUCCUCGUACAGACAUCAGCUGGACCUAGACUUCCUCAAGUAUGUGGAUGACCUCCAGAACGGCUCCACCCUUAACAGAGUGAGUCUGAGCAAGAAACUCCCUGGGGUGCCCAACCCUGGGACAGAACCGCAGAGUAGGACCGCAUCCAGCCAAUCAUGGACCUCCUUUGAAUCCCUGUCCUCUGUGACUAGCUAUGACACGCACGUGGGUCAAUCUGCCAUGUCGACCGUGAGCCGAGGAAAACCACCUCUUCCUCCAUCCAGUGGUGCCCUUGCCCCCUCUGCCACCACCACCCCCACUAGUGAGGGGGGGUCCUCCACCGCUCUUAAACCCCAGGAGGGGAGGCUGGUCAUUCGCCCUCAGACUCCCCGGUUCAACCCUCUAGUGGAAAGGACCCUGAUGGAGACCCGUAGACGCUUGGAGCAGGAGAAAACCGGUUCCACCCCAGCCCAGCACCACCCUGAUCCCCAUCCCCGACGGAGGCUAGCUAGCUUCGGAGGAGUGGGCUCCAGUGGUUCUGUUUCCCCAUUCACUGGCUGGGGCUCUUACAACCAGGACAACAACGGAAACAUUAACAAGCCCCAUGCUGAAGGUGAGCUGCCUCUGUCCCUCCACACUGGAGCUUCCCUGGGCAGUGGGGGCAGCAGAGGGUCCCUGAGACCCAGCCCCCAGAGCUCUGGCAGGGCCACCCCUGUUACAGGCCUCAGCCCCCUGCAUUUGCAGCAUGUCAGGGACCAGAUGGUGGUGGCUCUGCAGAGGCUGAAGGAGCUGGAAGAGCAGGUGAGGAGCAUUCCUGUUCUACAGGUGAAGAUAUCUGUCCUCCAGGAGGAGAAAAGACAGUUAGUCUCUCAUAUAAAGAACCAGAACCAGAACCAGCAGGAGCAGUGUGAUGUGUUCCGGAAGAGAGCCCACAGCAUGGGUAGUGCCAAUCAGUUCCGGGUUGGCCCUGGGGUUAGAAAUGUCUCUGAGCAUCCAGGCGAACCAGAGGAUGGACUUGAGGACAGGGCAGAGGACCACAGUGUCUCUGGUCUGAAGGAGUUCCAGCAGCUGACCGCUGAGAUGGAGGCUUUGGGAAGGACCGUCAAGGGAGGUCGCCUGCAAGCACGUCACGGCCAGAAAACGUCAGGCAGCAACAGCCGAGCUCUCUGGUCAGUCGGCAUCGACGACGACUUCAAUGCCAGUUCUGACACCAGGUUCUCGAAACGGGACGUAGCCGUUGAGACCAAGCCGACAGAGACGCGGUGCGUGGCAACCGAGACCCACCCGGGUCCCACCGUGGUUGGUGAGGCGGAGCUGGAUGCCCGGCAGCGAAUCAUAGAAGCCCUGAAGGAUAGGGUGUGUCAGUUGGAAGCAGAGCUGAAGGAGUCCACCCUGCAGACGGAGAUGGGCAGGAUGAGGCUGGAGCUACAGGCUGCCGGGGCCAGGAACAAAGCUGAUAAAGGCUCCACAGCCAGGCCUUCCACCCUUAGCGCCUCGACGGCAACCGAAGGCCUGGAAGCCUGGCCCAAAGCCCAUACCAGGAGCCUGGGGGUGGGCAAUCACACGGAGGUCCGAGACGCCUCGGCUGGAAGAGGGCUGCAGCUGGAGGCCUGGGGCUGCAGCGUUGGAGUGUCCUGUAGUCCUGCUCUGAGAAGUGUGAGCUCCGGACCUGAGUUGCCUAUGACUUGGUGGACGGUGAGAGAGCGAGUGGAGACCCGGGACCAAUGUGUCGGGAGACGGGUGGUGAUGGUGAGUCAGGGCGUGGGGGCAAAGGUUGGCGUGCGCGAGGAAGGGGUCAACACUGACCCGAUGGCAGAUGGCCAGGUCGCAGAGCGGCGAAGGGAAAUGGUGUCGGUGGGGAGUGGCGAAUGUACAGUCGUCGACGUGACAACGAGGGCGGUUAAGGAGGUCGCCGUGGCCACAGACCCUCCAGCGAAAGUGGUGGAUUCCAGCGUCACAGCGGUGCCUCAGACUGUCUCCCAGCACACCAACACAUCGCCAACACUGAGCUCUGUCUCCCGGUUCACAAACACCUGUCGCUCCUUCAACACGCACUCUGGCACCAACACUGUUCUUAACACCCAGGAGAGGCACACCAACACUGUUCUUAACACCCAGGAGAGGCACACCAACACCGUGCACUGUGUCACUCGGAAUGUUGCCAUUGGGAAUGACACGGCUCGAGGGUUAACCCAGGCUGUCGCUAAAACCCGCUCUUUUGGUGUCGGCACGACAACACCGUGGGGGCAGAACGCAGGACAACAACCCCGAACCGCUACGCCAGAGGCCGUCACCAAGACAACCACCCGGGACACUGGGGUUGGGAUGACCAGCGUGAACGACAACUUCCUCGUUGGUCUAAAGACCCGGAACUUUGCCUGUGGUCCUUCCUGCCUCCCUGACCCCACAAAAACCAGGAGUAUUGGGAUCGGGGUGGGCGAGGGGCGUGUGCGGGACCUUACAGGGCCCCCACCACUGACAGAGUCCCAGGGUCAGUGCCAGGGAGAGCCUGGCCUGGACCACUACAUUGAGAAGAUGCAGCGCCUGCUGAGGGAACAGCAAGGCCUGCUGACUGAGAGCUACAGCGAGCUGGGGGAGGUGUUCAACCAGCCAGGUUCCCACACCACCACCGCCCUUGGCACCUCUGUUGUCGGCUCCACCAUGAUUGAGGGAGGCACAGAGGGCAUGCCCUCACAGUCCACAGAUGGUGUACAGUCUCGCUCCAUCCCAGGGCCGGCCCAGCUCACUAACACCUUGCCUGAGGGAAACACGGAAAGGUCAGGUGUCAGCCAGCGUGUCGCCAAGGACUCGGGGGUCAAGCAAAGAAUACUACAAAUAGAACACCAAACGUCAUCGGCAUUCCAUGCUCAGCCCAGUAACUCCUACAUGCUGAGGUCCAUCAUGAAGAAACAAGAUGGAGACGGAGGCUACGUUGGAACCAGGAAGAACCUAAACUUUAUGGGCUUGGUCACUGGGUGUGAGGCCUCCACCUCUGAGGAAGAGGAGAACGGGAAUGAGAUGUGGAUGGAGGUCUCCGGUCAGAGUGGAACAGACCAAGGCCAAUACAAAAUGUUGGCCAACAAAGAAUGGGAUGGCCAAGUGGGGCAGGAGACACAGGAGAGGUUUAAGUUGAGUGAAAAGAUGCAGUCGGCUUGUUAUGCACUGAAGGCCCACCUGAGUGAUAACAAGGCCUUAUCCAGCAGAGAACUGCGGAACUGCCUGGACGCGCUGCAGCAGGACUGGUUCCGUGUCUCCAGCCGGAAGUCUGCGUCCCCGGGCGCGGUGGCACACUACUUGACGGCGUUCCGGGCCACAUCUCCGGCCGUGCUGAGGCACAUCGCCAACAUGGCGGACGGCAACGGCAACACAGCACUCCACUAUAGCGUGUCCCACUCCAACUUCGCCGUGGUCAAACUGCUGCUGCGGGAAGAUGUGUGUGAUGUGAACCAGCAGAAUAAGGCAGGCUACACCCCCAUCAUGCUGGCUGCCUUGGCUGCGGUAGAGGCUUCAGAAGACAUGGAGGUGGUGGAGGAGCUCUUCACCAAGGGCGAUGUCAAUGCCAAGGCCAGCCAGGCUGGUCAGACAGCCCUGAUGCUGGCGGUGAGCCAUGGCAGGAUGGACAUGGUUCAGGCCCUGCUGGCCCAGGGGGCAGAGGUCAACCUCCAGGAUGACGAGGGCUCUACGGCCCUGAUGUGUGCCAGCGAACACGGCCAUGCUGAGGUAGUCAGGCUCCUGCUGGCCCAGCCAGGCUGUAGUGCUACCCUGAGUGACAGCGAUGAGAGCACAGCCCUGUCUAUUGCUCUGGAGGCUGGACAUAAGGACAUAGCAUUGCUGCUUUAUGCCCAUGUCAACUUUUCCAAGGGCCAGGCUGGGGGGACACCUCGUCUAGGUAGAAAAACACCCCCCAAUUCUGCUGGAAGAGGCGUCUCUGAAUGAAACAACCUGCUGCAUCACAGACAUAUGCUUGGUGUCUGAAAUAAUUUGUGAAGCGUGUUUGUAGCCCUUAUGGGGGACUUACGAAGGCUUCAUCAGGCCUGUGUCACUGUUGGUUGGAUAAAGCAGGAUCAUGAUGUUACAUUGGUGUCUUCCUGAAACCUAGUGGACCAGUUCAGAUUCUAUGCAAAUAAUGAUCGUACAGUAAGUAUAUCCCCUCCACCAGGCUACUAUUUAGGAUUAUAGCCGGUUCCUGUAUCCUAUAUCUGAAUGGCAUGUUGGUCUAUAGAUUCUAUACAUUUUAUAGGGUUGAUGAAUCAUGUAAUUGAAUAUAUUUAAGCCAAUUGGAUGUACAGUUAUGCAUUUAUGAUGUGUAUGUGUUAAAGGAGAGAAUAUUAUAUUGUUCCUAAUCUGUGCCUUAUUCUUAUGCUUUGAUAAUAUAAUAAACUGAAGUACCUCUAUCGUAAAUGCAUUUUUUAUUAAUUUGUUUUUCUUUAUUGUGUUUUGGGUGAUUUGAACUACUCUAUAUACUGUCCAAAUGAAUUGGCUCUGUAUUCCAGCGCUUACAUUCGAAACACAAUGGGGUUGAAGGGCAGUCUGUCCACCUUAAAUUGCACUUGCAUUUGGCGCGUUGCUGUCUGACAGCAUGAUGACCAAAGAUGUGUGGACGAGGCAGAUAAAUGGCAGUUGAUUUUUUGGGCCGUUUUGUGCAUUAAGAGAAGUAAGCGCCUGUGAGCUCGACGAUAACAAACGACCUGAAAGGCCAGUGUGGUGGAUCAGAACGGCAUAGAAAACAACAGUGCAAAAGAUCAGGAACACUCUCCAGGAGGCCGGCCCAGAGGUGUCAACGACGACUAUACACAGAAUCCACAACAGAGGGUACGCCACAUGAUGUUUAUAGGUGGCAAAGGAUAUAUAACAAUGUAUACAAAACGUCGUACAUAAUGUUCAAUUGUCCAAAAACAUGUGCGACGCUGAAAUGGGGCACUAUUUCAAACAUGCCGUAAUUUCUAACUGGUUCAUCUAAUGUGGAUGAACAUUCCCUCAGAGCAGAUAGCCUGUGGUGAUUCUGUCAGUGUGAAAGGGAUGUUCUUCAUAGGCAACAUUUCUUUUUUGAGUUUAUUACAAUAGAACAGUAAGGUCUGGGUGAAGAUAUUUGUUGCUUGUGUGACCUGCUAGGGCUUUCUGGUUGAAUGGCUUCAGAAGGAUUGCACUGUGUGAGAAAGAGGACGGUCUGUUUCAUCCUGGUGGUUCUGUGUUUUAUUGUCCUUGGGAAAAGAAAAAUAUUCAGUCCUUAGAGGACAACAACAGGGAAAUAUUUUUCUCUUGUUGAAACCAACACAAUCUGGGGAGAAUAAGGUGAACGUCACAUUCCGGAAAGCUUCGGCAAUACAAAGGCCUUUUCCAUUUGUCCUAGAGGCUGUUCUAUUCUGUUCACGGGCAAAGAUAUUGUUUGCUUUUAUGACUGUUUCAUCAUCAUUAUAUUUCAGAUUUUUCUUUCAAUUGUCUCACCUUCAUUCUCUCUGUACUAUUUUAUCUCAUCCAAGAAGCUAAUAUAGGGAGGACAGUUCUGACAAAAUAUAACUUCCGGAUUAAACGUACUUUCAAACCUCCCAUUGCCAUCGAAAGCCUAAUUUAUAGAAAUCAACUUUUCACACUACCAUAGACCAUAACGGUGGAUGUAGUCAGUAUUCACCCACAAUCUCAUUUCAUUUUUAUGUUGGGUUCCAAAGUGGGGUUUUAAUGGAUUUGUAUGUCUGCCCAAAAAAGCUUGUGAAAGUGCAGGAAAAAUGAUCUUUAACUAAAUGAAAAAUGAAUGAAUAUACUAUAUUCACAUAUUGUUUUUUUAUACUUGUGUAUUUGACACUAUCUUUGCAGCGUGAAACACUCUGAUCUCAGCAGAAACACUCAAGGCUUAGCUAAAAGAAGCGUCUGGUGACGUCCCUGAUUGAAACCUUGAUAAGGUAUCUCCUUGUCUUGCAGCUUUGUUAAGAAAGACAGCUGUAUCUCUGGUUUAAAUACAUCGUCUACAUCAAAAUCAAUGCUAUUCAAUGUCUGACUUCUUAUUGUAAACUAUCUAAUAAUUACUGCUGUUCUGUGCCUGAAAUCUGUGCCUUAUUUAUUUGUGCUAUAAAUCUGUGCUUCAAUAAUUAUUAUUUAAUAUGUCCUACCCUAGUCUUAAUGUUCAAUGAGGUAAGAAAACACACAGCGAGGGAUCUGUGAUGAACGUUUUGGCCUGAGCUAAACGACACAUUAACUCAGAUAUUUAAAGAUUUUGUGAGUGACACAGCAUCGGCCCGAGCAGCACUGCAGAUACUGAAAUAAACACAAUGCAACUUCAAUCACACACUGUCUUCACAUGUUGAGACCAAAACUGGCAACGUUGUGCAACACUGUUCUGCCUUCCAAAUAAUUUACCCAUCAUGUGGUUUACUUCCUGCAUCUAGAUGUCAAUUUCUCGGACUCUACCUUAAAUUAAUUUAACGGGUGUUGCCUGGAAGAUGAAGCUGUAUAGAAGACUGUGUUCCCUGCAUAGGGAGUCUGGCAUUAAGGAAACAGUUAACCAGAAAUGACAGGAUAAUGAUAGCCUUUGCAACAACUAGUAGCUGUCUCUAAGUCUUUGUUUUCCGAAACGUGUACUCUGACAACCGGUUGAGAUCCCCUGCAGGGGACUACUGAGUAGCUGUCAAAAUGGCUGUGUUCCUCUCUUAAGCGUUUUCUCAAGCCUAUGAUCUCAGGGCCCCCUUCCCUCCACCAGAACUGACAGCUUGACCCACCUCUAGGACUUAUACAUGGCCUAGCCUUCCCACUGUUCUCCGAAAUACUGUGAUGUCGUCCGGACCGGAAACUCUGAGCAUUUGGAAGUUAGUUCACAUGAUUAAACUUUGCCUUUGUUCAAACUAAGGGAAUUAAAAUGAGAUUAAACACA
Messenger RNA from Esox lucius (northern pike), 7172 nucleotides. RefSeq names its product KN motif and ankyrin repeat domain-containing protein 1. Gene Ontology annotation, cellular component: cytoskeleton; cytoplasm. Gene Ontology annotation, biological process: negative regulation of actin filament polymerization. Gene Ontology annotation, molecular function: protein binding. The record is from RefSeq and is a predicted model, not a curated record. NCBI's taxonomy places the organism in Eukaryota, Metazoa, Chordata, Actinopteri, Esociformes, Esocidae. The transcript has 12 exons. Bases 278 to 4246 code for a protein of 1322 amino acids.